This is a messenger RNA of Wyeomyia smithii (pitcher-plant mosquito), 1199 nucleotides long. RefSeq lists its product as uncharacterized. The coding region runs from base 73 to 1026 and encodes 317 amino acids. NCBI's taxonomy places the organism in Eukaryota, Metazoa, Arthropoda, Insecta, Diptera, Culicidae. The transcript has 7 exons. The record is from RefSeq and is a predicted model, not a curated record.
GUAAAUCCGGCUCUGGUGAUACUUUAUCGAUUCCAGCGUCAUCCAAGUGUGCAUCAUAAAAAUGUUGUGGCCAUGUCUCUAGUAAAUGAAUAUGCUAGUUUAAGAUCAAAAAGCGCUGACCUACCACAGGCGUUAUGGUUUUAUCCGGAUGGAAGCGGACCCGGAAGACAUAGCGGCAAGUUGCACUACCAUAUUGAAUACAUGGUUAAGAAAAAUCACAAGCAAAUUCAUCGGUUAAGAAAUGAGCAUUCUGAGUUUGAAGAGACACACAGCGUUGUCAACGAUUCUUCGACAGGCGAGGAAUUACAUGACAUGAUUACUAAACUGAAGUUCAUUGUACCAUCGGAUGCCUCGUUCGACGUGAUUAAAACCGACUGGAGAAAGACAGUUGAAGCCCGAAAUGCUUUACGGAAACGAGAAAAACCAGAAGACUUGAUAGAGAAUAUGAUUGAAAAUUUUCCUUUAUUGUUUGCAUUUAAUGGCUCUUUGAUUAGCUUGGAUUUCGUACAUAUGUUCCCAGAGCUUAUUGAAAAUAAUAACAAGUGGAAUUUAUUACAGGAUACCAUUCUAACCAAGUUCAAACAUCUACACCCAACUGUUAACAACCAAUUCAUUCGAUCAUUGUUAAUUAUCAAAGAUAAAAAUCCAUCCCGUGGAGUUAAACGGGUCAAUAAAGGUUCGCAAAAGAUAACCAACCUAUUGGAAGGAAUUGUCGAGUGGAUAAAUCCGGAAGAUGAUAUUCAUAAAUACGUUGCGGAUUAUCGGAAUAUGAAAAAUCCAGUGAUGAUCAUUAAAGCACAACUAUACGCUGAGGGCGAUAGCUACAUCCGCAUCGGAAAACGUGCUUUUUCGAUUGGGUACGAAAUCGAGGAAGCGUUCAACACUUUGAUUAAAACUCACUAUUUUUUUAACUUGAAGUUUGAGCCGUCUCAUGCAAACUUUUUCUCUUUUUUCACGGGGACAGUUUUUAACGUGACCAAAUCAUCAACUACCGUAGCCGAUUUUAUCCUUCAAUUGAAUUCUUAAAUAAAUUUAAAGAAUGUUAUAAAAUGGAUCGAUAAUCAUUUUUUGUAAUUGAAAUAAAAUCUUCAGGAAUGCAUAGAUAACUGAUACCUCAACUUAUGUAGUAUUAGGCAAAAAAAUGCCACAUUAGUUCGUUGAUUGUAUCAACCUAUGCGUGGCUGAAAAAGUUUGUUAAA